AUAUAAAUGUGUCGUUAAAACCUGCCACCACCCGACACAGCCACUUAGUAAGGGUUGUCACGUAAACAGAACAUGCCAAUUCGCCACUAGUACAGCACACUGAUGUGUUAGAGAGCCAAGCCACAACAUUUACAAACUGAGUACGACUUUUCGCCAGUAAUUACAACUAGCUUCAUCAGGUGACAGCCAGAUUUGUGGAGAAGUCUUACUGUUUCGUUCCUUAUAUAGAUGCGUAGAUGUGUUGACCACCCUUCUGCGCUCCAAAUCAGAUACUAGUUUGGUUUUGGGCGUGAGCAGAAAUUGAACUCGGGUCGCUGGGUUAAUAGCGCAGCAUGCUAACUAAGGCACGACCACUCUCCACUUACGCACAGACAUCGUCAUCAUUGUAUGUAGAGUAUUUAUUCAUUAUUUAUAAUCCUAUUUAAUGUCUUGGAGUGUUUUUUUCUGUAGACUUUCUACUUGUUCAUUUCAAUUGUUUUUUUUAGUUUAGUUGGCAUGCAGUACAGUACUUAUUUCAAUUGUGAUGCCUAUUUUUGCUUACCGUUUACCAAACCCCAUUGUUUAGGUAAGGCUUAAGUAUUGAAUAUCGCCGUUUUGGCUUUCUCGGCACAUUCCAAGAACGUAACCCCCACGAUAUUCAAAGGUCUCCUGUAUUUUCUGUUCAUAUGCUACAGCACAGAUAUCGAUUUUUUUUAUCAGAAACUAGAUCUCUACUUUCUUGAUGUAAUCAAGGCCUAAGUACCAUGAAGAGGCUUAGGCUUUUUGUUGUUCCUUGUUUUCGAUAUCCCUGCCCCUCUGCUCACAUUCGUUAAGGAUUUUUAUGAUUUUGGACAGGCCCGGCAAAUGCUGCGUGACAAGGAUUUGGAGCCGUUUCCUGUUCACGUUGGCGUGUGACAGGAAUUCUCUCUGGCCACAUACAUUACAGUAAGUCCCUGGGUAGCGGAAGACCCGACUUACGGAAAUCCAACCUUACGGAAAUGCUCCCAUAAAUCAUGUAAAAAAAAUCAGCAUGCAGAAAUGUUUGUCUUAGUUCAGCACGGUGAGGUUGUGGAUGAAUACCGCGGAGCGAGGCAUAAGGCAGGCAGCAUCUUCCCCAAGGCAGUUGUGUAUAGCCGCUCUGCACUCAGUCAUGCUGUUACAUUGUUACCGUAAUUAUCCUGUACCCGCCAAAUUGUCUGGUAACUUUCAGUGUAAUAUCACCCUUGAUUGCAUUGCAAUAAUGACUGGAAAAGAGGGUAAAUGGAAUUGUUUUGUAUCGUUACCGAAUUGUUUUUCUUUUGUAGCAUUACUUAAUUUGGGUUUUCUGUGCUUAGAACUAUCUUGUUUUUUCCAUGUUUCUCUUUAUCGUUUUCAUUUGAAGUUUAUUUCAUAAGUUAGGUUAUGUGCUUUAUUUAACACAAUUACACUUCGAUUGCUUAUGGUCUCAGCCAACAGCGAUCGGAGAGGUCUAGACCUAGCCUAUUGCCCGGUAAACGAAUAUUCGGAAGUGACUGUUUUCUGUUAACAAUUAUUAUAAUGUCUCAUAGUGUUCAUAAAUAAUUGGAUAAGUAUAUUUUCCAAUAGUUUCAUUUUGGGUAGUGUUAGGGUAGAUAUUCUAUGAAAUGAAAGAAUCAUAGGAAGUGCAGAACGUAUGUACAGCAAUGAGAUACAGGUUGCGGUAGAAAACGGACUAUAGCGUGAUACAGUACUGUAAGAAAACGAACGAGUAAUUGGGUAGGGGCGGCACAACUAUUUCCGGCUAUGGGAUUUCGUCUUGAUUUUGGGGGGAAAUUGUUCAGUUUCCGACAUGGAAAAUUCGGGUUAUGUAUCGUUUCCGGGAACCUAACCCUUCCAUAACCAAGUGACUGUAUCUUCAAUAGUUACAUAGUUUUGAGAACCUCACAAUGGCCCUACAAAAAUGCAUUUGGUACAGUUGCAAUAAGAGACUAAUCGAUGGCUGGUUAUUGUUAAGGGAUCGUUUCCUGCUGGUCAACCAUGUUACGUAUGCUGAUGAUCUGGUAAUGACUACUCACUGCGAUGGAGUAAGGGACUCUUGUUUUGUACCUGGAGAAUCUAAUCGUGAGGAGGAGCCUUACAUUUGUUCCAAAAUAAUAAAGCACCUGCCUGGGUAUUUCAUGUAAUCCCAACAUUCCACCUGCUCCCCUCUUAAUGAGUAAUCAGGCAGUUCUACAGGUGGUGGAGGAGCUCCCAUACUUGGUUAAUGUGUUCACAACCAGCUCUGGUUUGGCAGCUAAAGUCUCAAUUCAAAUUAGUCGAGCAGCAUUCUUUAAAUGGACUGUCUAACAUGGUGAGGAAGCUGCCUGGAUCGUUUCUCCAUACAAAUCACUGAAUCUUCUUGCCCACAGCUAUGACCCCUUUCUUUGUGGAUGUGAAAUAUGGACUCCUUUAAAGAACCAUCUGUGCUGGCUUAUACAAUUAAGGCUGGCCUGCCUAUGAUUCAUCCUUUAUUGAGCCUUCCUUUAUGGUAUUCGAAGCUUACAUAUCCCUGACAUAUCCGUACAGAAUAUAAUCAGUGAGCCUCUUUGGCAGGCGAGGCUGCAUUCGUUGGUCAUGAAUCCCGCAUGCUCAGAAACUACAUGCUCAAGCAGCGUAAGUUAGUUCAGAUAUGAGGGACUAAACGGGUAUGGCAUGGGCUAGAGAAGCGAUUGGAAGAUGUGGACGUGAUCGAACUUGCCGAUGACUGGUACCAGGAGUGUGAAUAUUGGCCUCUGUGGAGGAGGCCCGUGAAGGAUGCUGCAGGGUAGUUGGAGGCAUUCGUCCAGCAAUAAUAAGGUCAGAUGAGUGACACAUCAAUGGGUGGAGCAGCUGGGUGGCUAAAAUGCAGUAAGUUGGCACAGUGGGUAGCACAGGUGGUGCAUCUGCCAGUCAUAUCAGUCAUCCCUUGAUACCUGGAUCAUUCCCAUGACAGACUGGCAAGUUCUCCACACUUAUGUAGUGCGUGUCUGACAAGGCACACACUGAGAUUGGAGGUAUCACAAUAUAUUACCAUUAACGGAGUUAUAAAUGACAACAUACUCUGGCUAUUCUAGGCCCCAACAAGGGAGAGGGUCCCUACCCCAUUGAGUCCCUACUACCGUCGGUCUCCCGCUUCCCCCGACGUGACCACACACCGCCAGUUCUCCCACUCGACUGCCCGAUGGCUCCGCCUUUUCCCUGACCCUUUUUCGGGCGUGGCCCCACUCGGCCUCUUGCCACGCCACUUCCUCUGACUCUUCCGACGGAACCCGAGUCAGCGUGACAGGGCCCUUCGAGCCCCCAUCGACAGCUGCCAGUUCCUCUGCCACUUUGCUGUACAUAAUUGGUCAGAUGGAUCGAAGACAAUCAGCAGGAGAGAAAUCAUUCAAGUGCACUGUGUGUGGGAAGGCGUUUGCACAUUCAUCAAGUCUUCAGGUCCACCAGAGAACACACACGGGAGAGAAACCCUUCAAGUGCACUGUGUGUGGGAAGGCAUUUGCAAUGUCAUCACAUCUUAAAAGACACCAGAGAAUACACACAGGAGAAACACCCUUCAAGUGCACUAUGUGUGAGAAGGCCUUUGCACAGUCAUCACAUCUUAAAACACACCAGAGAAUACACACAGGAGAAACACCCUUCAAGUGCACUGUGUGUGGGAAGGCAUUUGCACAUUCAUCACUUCUUAAAAGACACCAGAGAAUACACACAGGAGAAACACCCUUCAAGUGCACUGUGUGUGGGAUGGCAUUUGCAAUGUCAUCACAUCUUAAAACACACCAGAGAAUACACACAGGAGAAACACCCUUCAAGUGCAGUGUGUGUGGGAAGGCGUUUGCACAUUCAUCACAUCUAAAAAGACACCAGAGAAUACACACAGGAGAAACACCCUUCAAGUGCACUGUGUGUGGGAAGGCCUUUGCACAGUCAUCAAAUAUGAAAACACACCAGAGAAUACACACAUUAGAAACAGCCUUCAAGUGCACUGUGUGUGGGAAGGCCUUUGGACAGUCAUCACUUCUUAAAAGACACCAGAGAAUACACACAGGAGAAACACCCUUCAAGUGCACUGUGUGUGGGAAGGCGUUUGCACAUUCAUCACGUCUUAAAAGACACCAGAGAAAACACACGGGAGAAAAACCCUUCAAGUGUACUUUGUGUGGCAAGGCAUUUGCACAGUCAUCACAUCUUAAAAUACACCAGAUAAGUCACACAGGAGAGACACCCUUCAAGUGCACUGUGUGUGGGAAGGCGUUUGCAGAUUCAUCAAUUCUUCAGGGCCACCAGAGAACACACACGGGAGAGAAACCCUUCAAAUGCACUAUGUGUGGGAAGGCAUUUGCACAGGUAGGAAAUCUUAAAAGACACCAGAGAACACACACAGGAGAGAAACCAUUCAAGUGCACUGUGUGUGAGAAGGAAUUUUCACGGUCAUCAUAUCUUAAAGAACACCAGCGAACACACACAGGAGACAAACCCUUAAAAUGCACUGUGUAUGGGAAGACAUUUAGACAGUUAGGUGAUCGAAAUGAGCAUCAAAACAUUCAUCAGGAAAUUAAUCUGAAAUCGGCUUGUGGAAGUCAAAGUGCUGCAAUGAGUCCAUCCCUCAUGAAACAAGAACCAGAAAAACAUUUGAGAUUUGAAUCGUGGCCAGGAGUGAAGGCGAAAUGUCAAGAAGUGAAAAUGAAAUUUGAAUCAGUGAAGGUGAAGAGCGAAGAAGUGAUGGUAAAGAGUGAAGUGAUGGCAAAGAGUGAAGUGAUGGCAAAGAGUGAAGUGAUAGUGAAAUGUGAGGAUGAAGAUUCAACUCCAAAAUCUGACCUUCACGUCGAUGGAAGCAGCGUGAAGCUGGAGGAGACUGUGGACUUUGAGGUAGAGCAAGGCAACUCCCAGCAAUUUGUGGAUGUGGAGGUGUGGGUGGAUUUUUUAGGCAAUGCUGAGUCAAAUGGAGAUCAAGUAGAUGUGUAUCAUUGAGCUAAGGAUAAAAAAAGUUCCAUUUCAUUCACAGGCCUUUCCCAUAAUAGAGUUUUUUUGGGUUAGAUUACAUAAAUAUAUGAAUUUGUCGUUAAAACCCGCCACUACCCGACACAGCCAACUAGUAAGGGUUGUCACGUAAACAGAACAUUCCAAUUCGUCACUCGUACAGCACACCGGUGUGUUGGAGAGCCAAGCCACAACAUUUACAAUCUGAUUACGACGCUUCAGUACAACUAGCUUCAUCAGGCGACAGCCAGAUGUGUGCCUUUCCCAUUACAAGGGUUUAACCUCCAAGUAGUCAAUAGAGACAGCAUGAAGCUGGCGGAGGCUGUGGACUGAAAGUGAAAUGAAACCCAGCAGUUUGUGGAGGUGGACUUUUUGGAGGAUACAGAUUAGGAGCGGUCAGCAUGUGUGGACUUGGAGGUUGGAUAGAUCUGUAAGCAGGAGCGGGAGACAAAUAAGUAUAACCAGUAAAAACAAAGUUUUUCACUAUAAAUCCUUUAUAUGCGUGGCGGUUAGAGUCCUCUCGUCCUCUGGCUUGAGAUGGCUGCCACCUAUGGGUCAGAUGAUUGCAUUUCACCAUUAAGCAAUUGGUAAUUAAAUAUAAUAUUUUUGUCCUAAAAAGUAUAAAAUUUUGGGGAAAAAAUUUCACGAACAUUAAUUGUCACGCACAACGAGUCUGUGUGGAAAAUGUCAGCUCGAUUGGAUCACGGGAAGUGGGUUAAAAAACGACCGAAAGAUUUGCACGGUCCUAAGCAAGCAAGCAAACUUAAUAUAAAGGAUUUAAUAGAGGAUUUAAUAAACCCGUAAAAACAAAGUUUUUCACUCUAAAUCCUUUAUAUGCGUGGCGGCGAGAGUCCUCUCGUCCUCUGGCUUGAGAUGGCUGCCACCUAUGGGUCAGAUGAUUGUCUGCAGUGUUAAACAAUUGGUAAUUAAAUGUUUAAUUUGUUUUCUCUAAACAGUGUAAAAUUUUGGAAAAAAAUUUUCACGAACAUUAAUUGUCUCGCACAACGAGUCUGUGUGUAAAAUGUCAGCUCGAUUGGAUCACGGGAAGUGGGUUAAAAAACGACCGAAAGAUUUGCACGGUCCUAAGCAAGCAAGCAAACUUAAUAUAAAGGAUUUAAUAGAGGAUUUAAUAAACCCGUAAAAACAAAGUUUUUCACUCUAAAUCCUUUAUAUGCGUGGCGGCGAGAGUCCUCUCGUCCUCUGGCUUGAGAUGGCUGCCACCUAUGGGUCAGAUGAUUGUCUGCAGUAUUAAACAAUUGGUAAUUAAAUGUUUAAUUUGUUUUCUCUAAACAGUGUAAAAUUUUGGAAAAAAAUUUUCACGAACAUUAAUUGUCUCGCACAACGAGUCUGUGUGCAAAAUGUCAGCUCGAUUGGAUCACGGGAAGUGGGUUAAAAAACGACCGAAUUGUUUGCACGGUCGUAAGCACGCAAGCAAGCACGCAAGCAAGCAAGCGAACUUAAUAUAAAGGAUUUAAAAAUAUAUUCGCCUGUGGAGGACGCGGGGAUCGAUCUCGCGACCUUUGGCAUGGGAAGCGAGGGCGCUACCAACUGCGCUACUCCGCCAGGGCCUAUGGAGGUGUCACGCUCUGGGCUCCUACACUGUGACGUUCAGCCAAAGCCAUGAAUGAGUUCUAUUUGAAUAAAUGUAAAAAAAAAUAUUCGCCUGUGGAGGACGCGGGGAUCGAUCCCGCGACCUUUGGCAUGGGAAGCGAGGGUGCUACCAACUGCGCUACUCCGCCACGGCCUGUGGAGGUGUCACGCCCUGGGCUCCUACACUGUGACGUUCAGCCAAAGCCAUGAAUGAGUUCUAUUUGAAUAAAUGUAAAAUAAUUUUUUUGCCUAAAAAGUGUAACAUUUUGGAAAAAAAAUUUCACGAACAUUAAUUGUCUCGCACAACGAGUCUGUGUGCAAAAUGUCAGCUCGAUUGGAUCACGGGAAGUGGGUUAAAAAACGACCGAAAGAUUUGCACGGUCCUAAGCAAGCAAGCGAACUUAAUAUAAAGGAUUUAAAAAGCUCUAUAGCAUUCAACGUGUUAUAAUAAUAUUUGGAUUAAUAAUUGACGCGUGCAUAAAUGUUGUAUUUCUUUCUCACUGUACGUAGCCAAUCUUGCUAAUCAAAGGUGAAAUGCUUCAAUUAAAAGCGGCGUGUAUCAUAUUUCAUCUCAAUCCUUCGACGACGAGCCCAAGUGGCAGCUUUCCCUUUGUGGUACAAGGUGACUCAGUACCGACCUACACGUGGACAUGAGUCUGCCAGUAGGGUGGAGCGAUGAUGGAUGUGGCUAAUCUUUCGAAUCUGGCAAAUUUUGACCCUGACACCAUGAAUGUUGAACAUCCACUGUUCGGCUGAUGGUGCAUAUUUUUGGUCAAUAUUGCUGCAGUAAUUAUGAGGGCUGUUGGAAAGAUGUGAACUGUGAACAUUUUUUUAACAAAUAUCAACCGUGCUAUCACUUGGCUUCUCUCAUUCGAAGAAUGCAUGCAGUUUUUGGCAUCCAGAGAAAAGUAAAUGUGUACAGUAAAUGUGAUGUAAUGUGAUGCAGUAUAUUUCAAUGCAAUAGUUCAAUGUUGGCAAUGUGUCUCUUGAUAAUUUAGAGUUAUAAUUUUAACACGCAUGAUCUGAUUUUGAGCAUAACCAGCAAAAGCUCUUAUCCAGCAUCUAUGGGGAAUCGAGGGUGCCAGUUCAUCAAAUGUGCCGGUUAUCUGAGAGGUAUACUUUAUGGUUCAGAAAAUUUCUCAAGUAUAAAAACAUUUUUCAAUGAAGAAAUUGAGCAUACAUUUUGACUAUGAUAUUCAAAAUAAUUAACUCUUAUACAGGGUUACUCUCCAGCCAUUUGUAUAGCAUUCUAAGUUUAUAGUAGAGAAGCAGUGGUGCUGUUUAGAUGACAGUGUGGUACUGUAUGUACAAGUACAGUGAAACAAUUAGGUUAGGCAGCCUGCAACACAAUCACAAUGGCGGAUUGCAGAUGAUUGCAAUUGCGACUCCAUUAGUGCCACCACUCAGCAACGUCCUAAAGCAUGCUGCAAGAUGCCAGAAUUUUUCUUGAUACUUGAAGGAAUAUUUAUAUUGCCGUUUGACAUAUGCCUCCGGUUAAUAGAGCAUUCCGGAUGGUAAAGUACUUGAUAGAGAUUUUGCUGUACAUACCAUUUUGUAUUAAAUGGUCAAAAAUGGAAUGUCCUAACUAGAUGAACGUUUGUUUUAACAGUAACCUGUGCAGAACAUUUACGUGGCUGCUGUUGUUCAUGUGAUACAGGGUCAAAGGUAUUUUUUGUAGCCUAGGAACCAUACCCCUCAACUCAUUGUCUUCGAAAUCACGAAUAUAGUAUAUACAAGAGAAAACACUGAAAUGUAACAUAAAGGAGAUAUUUUCUCCACGACGCUAAUUAUGUCUUAUCUUACCUAAUAAACGUAAAUUUUUG
Molecule: messenger RNA, 8345 nt
Organism: Lethenteron reissneri (Far Eastern brook lamprey)
Lineage: Eukaryota; Metazoa; Chordata; Hyperoartia; Petromyzontiformes; Petromyzontidae
Product: zinc finger protein ZFP2-like
Biological process (GO): regulation of gene expression
Cellular component (GO): nucleus
Source: RefSeq, a predicted model, not a curated record